AUGGCUUGUACACUUUGUAUGGAUCCAGAAAAGAAACCUACCAAAUUCAGAAAAGAGACAGAUACAUUUGGCUCGUUGGAUGUACCUGACGACAGGCUUUAUGGCUGCCAGACUGUCAGAUCUAUCAUGAACUUUCCCAUCGGAGGCAUCGAAGAGAGAAUGCCAUAUGCAAUUAUUGUAGCGUUCGGUAUAUUGAAAAAAGCCGCUGCCAAAGUGAACAUUGAUUACGGACUUGACAAAAAGCUAGCGGAUGCAAUUAUGGAAGCUGCAGAAGACGUGAUAUCUGGCAAGCUAUAUAGACAGGGCCAUUUUCCACUGGUGAUUUGGCAGACAGGGUCUGGUACACAGUCAAAUAUGAACACUAAUGAGGUGAUAGCAAACCGGGCGAUUCAAAUCCUAGGUGGUAAGUUGGGUACGAAGACUCCGGUCCACCCCAACGAUCACGUAAACAAAUCCCAGAGCUCCAACGAUACAUUCCCGACAGCUAUGCAUAUAGCAGUCGCCAUGGAAAUAAGAGAUAGACUGAUGCCUGGACUCGUGGCUCUUAAAGAUACUAUAUCAGCGAAAUCGAGGGAAUUUGACAAGAUUAUUAAAAUUGGCAGAACUCAUUUAAUGGAUGCUGUGCCACUUACUCUCGGGCAGGAGUUUAGCGGUUAUAGUACUCAACUGACAUAUGCGAUCGAUCGCAUAGUCGCAACAUUGCCACGUCUUCACUAUUUAGCGCUAGGUGGCACCGCUGUAGGCACUGGCCUCAACACACGGAUUGGGUUCGCAGAGAAGUGUGCUGCUGAAAUAGCGAGGCUUACUGGCAUACCUUUCGAGACUGCGCCUAAUAAAUUCGAAGCUCUGGCUUGCCACGACGCGAUGGUGGAAGUGUCCGGAGCGCUGAAUGUAGUGGCGUGCUCUCUAAUGAAAAUUGUUAACGAUAUCCAGCUGUUAGCGUCAGGACCACGCUGUGGCCUCGGAGAACUGAUACUUCCUGAGAACGAACCAGGCUCUUCAAUUAUGCCCGGUAAAGUGAACCCAACACAAUGCGAGUCUCUGCUGAUGAUCAGCACUCAAGUUAUGGGAAACCAUGUGGCAUGCACCAUAGGCGGCAGCAACGGCUACUUUGAGUUGAAUGUUUACAAACCUUUGAUAGUUUCCAAUGUAUUAAGAUCGAUACGACUGUUGGGUGACGGGUGUCAAGCCUUCAACAAAAAUUGCGCUGUGGGAAUAAAGGCCAACGAAGAAAAAAUCAGUCAUUUCUUGCUCAACUCCCUCAUGCUCGUUACAGCACUCAAUCCUCACAUUGGAUACGACAAGGCGGCAUUGAUAGCUAAGACCGCUCACAAGGAGCGUGGCAAUCUCAAAGAGACGGCUAUCGAGCUCGGCAUCCUAUCUUCUGAAGAGUUCGAUCAGUGGGUGCGUCCAGAGGACAUGCUUGGACCUAAAUAG
Messenger RNA from Diatraea saccharalis (sugarcane borer), 1437 nucleotides. The record is from the annotation of a GenBank genome assembly. NCBI's taxonomy places the organism in Eukaryota, Metazoa, Arthropoda, Insecta, Lepidoptera, Crambidae.